AUGUCUCUUCAAUCACGAAUGGCGCCCAUUAUUGAAAGAAGAAGGGAUGUCCAAUCGUCGUCCACGAAGAAUGACAUUCAAUCAUUAGAUAUCAAUUCAGAUGAGAAUGAUCCGGGAUUAGAUGCCCAUUAUCUCAACGUGCAUGCCUUCCCCGUUGUAUCGGAACUUACAUACUCAUUUAUUGGAGGACUUUCGAUCUCCCAAGUUAUAUUUAUUGCUCCAAUUGUGACAAAAUGCGCCCACAGUUUGGGCAUGAGACCUACAUUACUAAUUGGUGUAGUACUUGAGAGCGGGGCGUUAGUUGCAUUUGGCAUUGUUCCUUACACAAGGCCCUUUAACUGGGUGGGGUGCGCUUUCCUCUAUUUCGGCGCCGUCGGAAUAGUUCCCCAGUGGUUUGAGAAACGAAAGAGCGUAGCAAAUGGAAUUGCUGCCGGUGGCAGUGGUCUUGGUGGCUUUAUUUAUAGCUUGGCGACAAAUUGUAUGACCGACCAACUGGGCCUUUCUUGGGCCUUUCGAAUUACGGCAAUUUGCGUCUUCGCUAUUAACGCCAUAUGUGCUAUGUUGAUACGCGAUCGGAAUCAGCACAGCAACCCCGAUCAGCGCUCGUUUGACUGGUCCCUAUUGCGACGCUACGAGUUCCAUUUGUUAAUUGGGUGGGCUUACUUCAGCACUCUUGGGUACACCAUGAUUUUGUUUUCAUUAUCGGAUAAUGCUGCCAAAGCUGGUCUCACAUUACGGCAAGGUGCUAUUGUGGGAGCUCUAGCGAACAUGGGAAUGGCUAUCGGACGACCUAUGGUCGGGCUCUUGGGCGACUUUGUUGGCCGUAUCAAUAUUGCAACCGCAGCGACCUUCCUAUCCGCUCUCUAUUGCUUUUGCCUUUGGACAUCAGGAACAUCCUACGCCACAUUCGCAAUACUAGGAGGAUCUGUUUUUGGGACGUACUGGGCGACGAUUGGACCGCUGUUGCAUGACACUCUAGGAAUUCAGCUACUUGCAGCAGUACUUUCUAUUUUGUGGACUGUCAUUGUUCUACCAACAACUUGUAUGGCACCUUCAGUAUUCUUUGCACACUCUUAA
Messenger RNA from Penicillium cosmopolitanum, 1077 nucleotides. RefSeq lists its product as uncharacterized. The transcript is spliced from 4 exons. Gene Ontology annotation, biological process: transmembrane transport. The record is from RefSeq and is a predicted model, not a curated record. Gene Ontology annotation, molecular function: transmembrane transporter activity. NCBI's taxonomy places the organism in Eukaryota, Fungi, Ascomycota, Eurotiomycetes, Eurotiales, Aspergillaceae. Bases 1 to 1077 code for a protein of 358 amino acids.